ACGAUGACCUCCGAGGAGGGUCCCGGGCCCCUGGCCGUAGGCCACAUAGGAGCCGGGCUGCAUGAGGACUACACCCCUAUCCAAGGGGAUGACAUCAUUGAGGAGGUGGGGCCAGGCGAUGAUGUCAGCAACGACCUCAGCGCUUUGGUGGUGCCCUUUCCAGAGCUGGCACCCGUGGUCUUCUUCUGCCUCAAGCAGACCACAUGUCCUCGCAACUGGUGCAUCCGCAUGGUGUCCAGCCCGUGGUUCGAGCGAAUCAGCAUCAUGGUGAUCCUCUUGAACUGUGUGACUCUGGGGAUGUACCAGCCCUGCGAGAACAUCGACUGCACCUCGGACCGCUGCCAGAUUCUACAGGCGUUCGAUGCGUUUAUCUACAUCUUCUUUGCGCUGGAGAUGGUGGUGAAGAUGGUGGCUCUGGGGAUCUUCGGCCGUCGCUGUUACCUUGGCGAUACGUGGAACAGACUGGACUUCUUCAUCGUCAUGGCAGGGAUGGUAGAGUACUCCCUUGAUCUCCAGAACAUCAACCUCUCCGCCAUCAGGACAGUGCGAGUUCUCAGGCCACUCAAAGCCAUCAACCGAGUUCCCAGUAUGCGUAUCCUGGUGAACCUGCUGCUCGACACUCUGCCCAUGCUCGGGAACGUGCUCCUGCUUUGCUUCUUCGUCUUCUUCAUCUUCGGCAUCAUCGGUGUACAACUGUGGGCGGGGCUUCUGCGCAACCGCUGCUACCCAGAGGACAACUUCACACUUCCAUCCGGAGUGACUCUCCCCACCCCCUACUACCAGCCCCAGGAGGAGGACGGGCGGCCCUUCAUCUGCUCGUUAGCACAGGAUAACGGGAUCAUGUCGUGCUCAGAUGUUCCUCCACUGAGGGAAGGAGGGACGGAGUGCUGUUUGGAUAAAGAGGACGCUCUCCAGGCCCUCGGAUCAGAACCUAAUGGCAGCUCCAUGGGGCUCUGCGUCAACUGGAACCAGUACUAUACCCGCUGUGUGACUGGGAACAGCAACCCCCACAAGGGCGCCAUUAAUUUUGACAACAUCGGAUAUGCUUGGAUCGUCAUCUUUCAGGUGAUCACGUUAGAAGGCUGGGUGGAAAUCAUGUACUACGUGAUGGACGCUCACUCGUUCUACAACUUCAUCUACUUCAUCCUGCUCAUCAUCAUCGGCUCGUUCUUCAUGAUUAACCUGUGCCUGGUGGUCAUCGCCACGCAGUUCUCGGAGACGAAGCAGCGAGAACAUCAGCUGAUGCAGGAGCAGCGAGCCCGCUGUCUGUCCUCCAGCACGCUGGCGUCUCUCACCGAGCCGGGCGACUGCUACGAGGAGCUCUUCCAGCUGGUGUGUCACGUCCUGCGUAAGGCCCGGCGCCGCUCCGUCGCCCUCUACUACACACUCCGAGGUAAAGCUCCGCCUCCCGGGGGAGGGCGGGGUCGGAGAAGAGGAGGAGUCAAAGCCAACGGAGGCGAGAAUCGCCAGUAUCGCUCUUCUCAGGUGUCUCGCUGUCCACACCACAGUAAAAUGGACCACAGCCCCCACCCUCUGGAUAAUUCUAUACCUAUUUCUAUUUCUCCCCACACUGAAGAUUGUCCUGAGUGCACAGCCCUGUCAAUCAGGGAGGGGGCGGGGCCAGGGGUAGACUCAGCCAAUGGUGAGGAAGGUGAUGGAGCACUGGAGGAGACAGAUCGGGAGGAGAACCACUUAGAAGACAGACUAGAUGAAGAGGAGGAGGAUGAGGAGGAGGAGGAGGAGGGUGAGACUGAGGAAGAGGAUGAUGAGGAAGUGGAUGGUCAAAUAAAGAAGAAAAGGAAGAAGAAGAAAAAGAAGAAGCGGCGGUCCUGCUUUUGGAAAUGUAAGGACCUGUGGGAUGAGAUGAGAGUGAAACUGUGGAGCAUUGUCGAAAGCAAAUAUUUCAACCGAGGAAUCAUGAUCGCCAUCCUCAUCAACACCAUCAGCAUGGGCAUCGAACACCACAACCAGCCUGAGGAACUCACCAACGUGCUGGAGGUCUGCAACAUCGUCUUCACCAGCAUGUUCACGCUAGAGAUGAUCCUCAAACUCACGGCGUUCGGCUUCUUCGAGUACCUGAGGAACCCGUAUAACAUCUUCGACGGCAUCAUCGUCAUCAUCAGUGUGUGUGAGAUCAUCGGCCAGUCGGACGGCGGUCUCUCCGUCUUGAGGACCUUCAGGUUGUUGAGGGUGAUAAAGCUGGUGCGCUUCAUGCCCGCUCUCCGCCGGCAGCUUGUGGUCCUCAUGAAGACCAUGGACAAUGUGGCGACCUUCUGCAUGCUCCUCAUGCUCUUCAUCUUCAUCUUCAGUAUUUUGGGGAUGCACAUAUUCGGUUGUAAGUUCAGUCUGAGGACGGAAGCUGGGGAUACGGUUCCUGAUCGGAAGAACUUCGACUCUCUGCUCUGGGCCAUCGUCACUGUGUUUCAGAUCCUGACUCAGGAGGACUGGAACAUGGUUCUGUAUAACGGCAUGGCCUCCACCUCUCCGCUCGCCGCGCUCUACUUCGUGGCCCUGAUGACGUUCGGGAACUACGUCCUGUUCAACCUGCUGGUGGCCAUCCUGGUGGAGGGCUUCCAGGCUGAGGGUGACGCUAACAGAUCGUACUCAGACGAUGACCGUUCCUCCUGCAACUUUGAAGAAAAAGAGAAAGAUCCUCUCCAGCUGUCAGAUCCUAAAAUCUGCACUUUGACCCCUAACGGGCACCUGGACCUGGCGCCGAUGCCCAACGCCCUCGGAGUGUACCCCGCUGAGCGGCUAAGCUUCGCUCUGGGCUCCAGGAAGAACAGUGUGAGUUCCCUUGGGAGAACCGGUCUGGAGCAGAGAACCCUGUGUGCAGCUGGAGGUUCUCUGUACACUUGGACUCAGCCGGCUCCGGCUCCUCAGGGCUCGUGGAGCCGCAGGUCCAGCUGGAACAGCGUGGGGCGGCCGAGCCGGAGCGUCGGGGUGGGCACAGGGGGCAGUCUGAGGGUGCGAGGCCCUCACUCGUACCAACCUGAGCACGAAUCCCUCCUCUCUUCUCCUCCCCUACACCCUCCUCCUCCUCUUCCACCUCCUCCUCCGCUCUUCUCCAGACAUUUUGUACCCCAGAGGGAUCGCCGCGCUCUCUCUCUGGAGCUCCCUGAACUGCUCCAGGUCCCCGGGGCUCCGCCCACCUCGUUGCACUCACGCCAGCGCAAGAAAAGCUUCUCAGGAGGACCGACAGGAGCGGCCGAACAUCUGGACUGUAACGGCAAGACGCCGGCGGCGCAGCAGCAGAUCUUCAGCGAAGUUUAUCCGCAAGUCAACACUCGCAAAGACCGAGACGACCUGGAGGACGAGAUCGACUACAGUUUGUGCUUCAGGAUCCAGAAGAUGAUGGAAGUCUAUCGUCCUGACUGGUGUGAGACGAGAGAGGACUGGAGCGUCUUUCUCUUCUCCCCUCAGAACAAGUUCAGACUGAUGUGCCAGUCCAUCAUCGCCCACAAGCUGUUCGACUACGUGGUUCUGGCCUUCAUCUUCUCUAACUGCAUCACUGUGGCUCUGGAGAGACCCAAAAUCCUCCAAGGCAGUUUGGAGAGGCUCUUCCUCACCAUCUCUAAUUACAUCUUCACUGCUAUCUUCGUGGGUGAGAUGACUCUAAAGGUGGUGUCGAUGGGGUUGUACCUGGGCGAUCAGGCGUACCUGCGCAGCAGCUGGAAUAUCCUCGAUGGUUUUUUGGUGUUCGUCUCGUUGGUUGACAUCGUGGUGUCGAUGGCGGGCGGAGCUAAGAUCCUGGGGGUUCUCAGGGUUCUCAGGCUCCUGCGCACGCUGCGCCCCCUCAGGGUUAUCAGUCGAGCUCCGGGCCUCAAGCUGGUCGUGGAGACUCUGAUUACGUCUCUGAAGCCCAUCGGGAACAUCGUUCUUAUCUGCUGCGCUUUUUUCAUCAUCUUCGGUAUCCUCGGUGUUCAGCUUUUCAAGGGAAAGUUCUUCUACUGUCUGGGUCUGGAUGUCAGGAACAUCACCAACAAGUCUGACUGCCUGCUCGCUAAUUACAAGUGGGUUCAUCACAAGUACAACUUUGACAACCUGGGACAGGCGCUCAUGUCUCUGUUCGUCCUCGCUUCCAAGGACGGCUGGGUCAACAUCAUGUAUCACGGCCUCGAUGCGGUCGGUGUGGACCAGCAGCCUCUCAUCAACAACAACCCCUGGAUGCUGCUGUACUUCAUCUCCUUCCUCCUCAUCGUCAGUUUCUUCGUGCUCAACAUGUUCGUGGGCGUGGUGGUCGAGAACUUCCACAAGUGCCGACAACACCAGGAGGUCGAGGAGGCCAAGAGGAGGGAGGAGAAGCGACUGCGGCGCAUGGAGAAGAAGAGACGGAAAGCCCAGAAGUUGCCGUAUUACUCCAGUUACAGUCACGUCCGCCUGAUGAUCCACAACCUGUGCACCAAUCACUACCUGGACCUCUUCAUCACCUUCAUCAUCUGUGUGAACGUGGUCACCAUGUCCCUGGAGCACUACAGCCAGCCGCACUCUCUGGAGAUCACUCUCAAGUACUGUAAUUAUUUCUUUACCAGCACGUUUGUGCUCGAGGCCGUGCUGAAACUCAUCGCAUUUGGCUUCCGACGCUUUUUCAAAGACAGGUGGAAUCAGUUGGAUCUGGCUAUAGUUCUGCUCUCAGUGAUGGGCAUCACGUUGGAGGAGAUCGAGAUCAGCGCCGCUUUACCCAUCAACCCCACCAUCAUCCGCAUCAUGAGGGUUCUCCGCAUCGCCCGAGUCCUAAAGCUGUUAAAGAUGGCGACAGGAAUGAGAGCUCUGCUGGACACAGUGGUACAGGCUCUACCUCAGGUGGGGAACCUCGGCCUCCUCUUCAUGCUGCUGUUCUUCAUCUACGCUGCGCUGGGAGUCGAACUGUUCGGAGAACUCGUAUGUAAUGAGGAUUAUCCAUGCGAGGGGAUGAGUCGACACGCCACCUUCGAGAACUUCGGCAUGGCGUUCCUCACGCUCUUCCAAGUGUCCACGGGCGAUAACUGGAACGGCAUCAUGAAGGACACGCUUCGCGAGUGCCCCCCAGGCGAGUAUAACUGUAACCCCAGCCUGCAGUUCAUCUCCCCGCUGUACUUCGUGAGCUUCGUGCUGACGGCGCAGUUCGUCCUCAUCAACGUGGUGGUGGCCGUGUUAAUGAAGCACCUCGACGACUCCAACAAGGAGGCACAGGAGGAGGCCGAGAUGGACGCCGAGAUCGAGCUGGAGCUGGCGCACGGCGCCCUCUGCUGUAUGGGAGGUCUGUCUGGAGGUGGAGGAGCACCUGGAGGAACUGGAGGAGGAGUAGGAGGAGUAGGAGGCGCUGGAGGAGCUGGAGGAGGGAAGAGAGGAGGAGAAGGAGAAAAGCAUGGAGGUGGAGGAAGCGCUGGAGCUGCACCACAUUCACCAGGAGAACAUAAAAGCAACAGCUCCAACAAACUGUACUCACCAGUACAGGAGAACAUAUGGCUGGACAGCGUGUCUCUGCUCAUUAAAGACACGUUUGAUGGAGAGAUGUUAUUGAUUGACAAGCUCUCUGGCUCCGUCUUCCAUCACUACUCAUCUCCAUCAUCGCGUAAAGACUGCGAGAGUCACCCGGAGGAGCAGAUCCACAUGGCUGAGCUGGAGCGAGCGUCUCUGAGAUCAGAGCGACUCUCGGACAGAUCUGCCUCGCCGGCGCGUCCUGAUGACCUCGUCCUGGAUGAGCACAAUGUUUAUCAGAUGGAGAAGAGCUCGGAGGAGGCAGCAGGGGGCGAAGAGGCAGCCAGAGCCGAGGACGGAGCUCACAGAUGGCUCCGGAAGCCACACACACCGAACCGCCACAGCAUCGGUGGGACUCUGUGCAGCAGCGGUGGCAGGCAUGAUGGUGGUAUUGGAGGUGUCUCUUCUGCAGUCUUCCAUCUACCCGCUGAGUUUUUUCAUCCAGCAGCAGCAGCACUCCCAGCACCCCCGAGGGCUCGUCUGGGUCACAAACCCCGAGGCCUGAGGCUGACCUCUCCGGCGUCCUGGGCCUCCCUCCGCUCACCUGGGGCCAACAUUGAACUUCUCACUGCACAGUACGCCUCGCACAGCGACACAUCCCUGGCCACGGGCAGCUCGGAGGGAAGUCUGCAGACCACCAUGGAGGAGGGGCUUAGCUUCAGUGUCUCAUCAUCACAGGAACCCAACAGAGGACUUUCCACAGAGACACUGAGACCUGUCUUUGAACUCCACAGUAAUAAAGGAGUCCAGGGCAGCUGCCGGGGUUCCUUAGCCCCUUUACAAGGGUCCAGCAAAGCUGCAAACAGCGAACAGCUUUCAGAAACACUGAGCAGCCUUUCUUUAACAUCACUGCUCUCGCCGAGCUCUCUGGUGCCCCUGCUGGUCAAGAAGAGCAACAGCACUGGAAGUUUGGCCCGAGGUAAAGAGGGAAAGGAAAGCAAAGGGACAAAGGACGGAUCAGAGGAGGUGCCACUGGUUGAUCUUCGGGUCACUGCAAAGGAGGAAUCAGAAUUUCAAGUGAAAAGUAGGAGUCAAGUAACAGUGGCAGGCUUUCGGAAAAACAGAUGAAACACUCUUUCUUUGGCAUUCCACGUUAAGCAGUCUGCAACUUUUCCUCUCCGUGUUUUCGUUGCAUUUUUCUGUGCGGAGAUGUUCAAAGUCGGACACAUGACGUUCCGUGUUAAGAACACCAAUCAAGAACAAAUCCCGAUCUAGCACUGUCACUCUCUUUUCAUCUGUGGCCUGGUCCUGUUUCCUAUUUUUGCUCACAGGAGAGGGUCGUAGACAAGCUGGAUCCAGUCCGAAAUGCACGUCUGCCCCUCCAGAGUAAAAGAAGCAGGGGACAAUACUUUACGAAACAACCACCAAAUCCUAAAUCCUGAUGGCUGAGGGCGUUUAAAUCAGGAUGUCCAAAUGCAAGAGCAGUAGGAUGUAGCGGUCUUGUUUAUGUUUUGGUAAAUUAAACAAGUUCAAAUGCAAAAUAAAAAAUAUUCUUUGAUGAAAAUAGGUAGCGACCUCCACAGGUACUGCGAGGAACGUUUGCAUCUUGUGGAAAGGGCAUGCAGCUGGACAGAAAGGUUUUGAGAAGGCUGAAAAAAAUCCAAGCUAUAUUUAGCAGCAUUGUGUGCACAAAGUAAAUGCUUGCAUGCAUCUGCGUGUGUGUAUGUGUGUGUGUGUGUGUGCGCGCACAUAUUUGUGUGUGCGUGCGCAUAUUUGUGUGUGUGCGUAUGUGAGACUGAACCUCGGUGCAUUUUCGACAUUUUGCCGAAUGCAAAAAGGGACCAAGACGAGAGACAUGACGAUAAACGGAAAAAUACUUAAAGUUUGUCUUAGAAAAGGGGAAAAAAAGAAAAAAAUAUUUUGCAUGACGGCAUCUCUUUACAGACAACUUGAAAUUUUAACACACACACACAGAUCCGUAUGACGAUGUCAAUGCCAGAUAGCGGUGUGAUUUUUACUGAGAUAUUUUUUUAUAAACAGGUCGGCUGUAACGGAAGCGAGGGAAGUACAUGUGUUAUUGUUGCCUUGUCCUCAUCCUGGCCCCACUGUUUCUCUGUCUGAUUUUCAGUUGUUUUCUGCAAGUGGCCUCCAAUUUUAUAACUUUGGUAACGGGAGGGUUUUGUUUUUUUGUACGCGGGGAAGAAAAAGAAGAAGACAAGGAGGUGACAAGAAGGAUUGAAGGACUUAAGCAGCUCUUGCAUCGCACAACAUGAAACAUCACGAAGCAGCAACGCUUGAAUUAACUGAGAGAAGUUUUGAAGAGCUUUAAUUUGAGUGUCAUAUGACUUUAAGGUUUAUCAGAUUUGCAACAGAUCCAAUUAUUUGAGCAUUACGCUUCUCUGGCAUGGUUGGUCACUGAACUGCAGUAGGAUGCUUCAUACUAUUAUUCCUUGAAUUUUUUGCUAAUUGCACUCAUUGGCGCUAUUCUUAGCUAGCUUAGAUCAACCAGCCAUUUGGCUCAUGUACAAAAACAGACCCUCUUUCAAACCUGUAAGUAUGGCACCCAAAAUACUCAAGAGGAAAUGAUGUUUUAAUGUAGUCCUUCUGUAGCACUUAGUGUUCCUGAUGUGUUUCUUUCUGUUUAUAGAAUUCAGGUGAUUCUCAAAAAAUAUUGUUCAGCUUGACCUGUUUGACCAGUUUUCUUUUCGACUGCUAGUGGUUGUCUGUCCAUAAUGUGGCGACGUCAUCAAGUGACCACUGUACAGUAUAUCAAUGGUGUUGUGGUUUAGUCAUGACUACACUAGUUCUCGUCACAGUGCUCGACACAGUGUUAGCUUUAGGUUUAAGGUGUUAGGUUUAAAGAAUUUAUUUAUCACUGAGAAAAAAAACAAAGACACAAAUAUGAAGGGCUUUCUCACUUUCCAAGAUCAUCUUGGAGAUCUGAAGACAAAUCUGCUGUCAGUCGACCUGACAACACACGGGAAGCUGACAAUACAGCAAUAAAGCGUAGCUUUGUGUAUGCCCUACGUCUGAAUACGUCUAAAUAUGAUGUUCUUUUAAUAGACUAGAAUAAUGCACAUAGUGAAGGUAAUCUCGGGGGCCAAUCAGAACACGACAUUUAUCAUCACAUGGGAGGACAGAAUGAAUAAAUGCUUAGAACUCAGGGCCUUGGAUCAUACCACUAAAGAGUGACCUGGAUUUUGAGAUAGGAGUGAAGGAAGGCAGGAAGGUUGUAGACAUCAUGACCAUGGCACAGCACUUUCUGGCCCUCACGGGCAAACAGAUUAACCCUGUCUAUGUUUAGAAAUGUGUCUUGGCUGUCAGCAUACUAAUCCGGUCUGUACAAUGAUUCAGCUAGAGAUGUGCACAGGGCUUUGUUUGAAACCUGCUCAUCUGCUUCAGGAGGAAAUCCCGAACAGUUCCACCCACUGCCAUGGAUACUCUGCUGUAAUCCUGUUUGAGAUAAAUUCUGAGUAUACUGCUAACCCCCCACGUACACUCUUAACCAAUCCCAUCAACUUUUGGAUCAAUCCCACCCACUCCCGCAGUAGAGGCUGAUCAAUCCCAGUGGUAUCCCUCAGUA
Clarias gariepinus (North African catfish) is the source of this 8983-nucleotide messenger RNA. Its product is annotated as voltage-dependent T-type calcium channel subunit alpha-1I-like. Gene Ontology annotation, biological process: calcium ion import; positive regulation of calcium ion-dependent exocytosis; calcium ion transmembrane transport. Gene Ontology annotation, cellular component: plasma membrane; neuron projection; voltage-gated calcium channel complex. Gene Ontology annotation, molecular function: low voltage-gated calcium channel activity; voltage-gated sodium channel activity. Lineage: Eukaryota; Metazoa; Chordata; Actinopteri; Siluriformes; Clariidae. The record is from RefSeq and is a predicted model, not a curated record. The coding region runs from base 4 to 6528 and encodes 2174 amino acids. The transcript is spliced from 36 exons.